Strongylocentrotus purpuratus (purple sea urchin) is the source of this 2129-nucleotide messenger RNA. Its product is annotated as zinc finger protein 37. Gene Ontology annotation, molecular function: RNA polymerase II cis-regulatory region sequence-specific DNA binding; DNA-binding transcription factor activity. The record is from RefSeq and is a predicted model, not a curated record. The transcript is spliced from 3 exons. The coding region runs from base 127 to 2094 and encodes 655 amino acids. NCBI's taxonomy places the organism in Eukaryota, Metazoa, Echinodermata, Echinoidea, Camarodonta, Strongylocentrotidae. Gene Ontology annotation, biological process: regulation of transcription by RNA polymerase II.
GCGCAUAAGCAUUGACUUUCGAUCUCGUAUAGUCUAUGUUUUGCUGGAGUGACGAAAAUGAAGAGUUGUUGAAAUACGAGACCAGUUGCAGGAAAGUACAUGUGGUUGUAGCCGAGUGAGCAGAAGAUGGAACAUCUCACAGGGUGUGGCAACACUGGAACAAGUGAGGGCGCUGGUCAAACAAAGUUCAUUCAGGAACGGGGAAUUUCAGUUGAAGAUGAUAGCAUUCUAAAUCCCUUUAGACCAAAGGAAGUUUCCAUUGAGAGGGAUCAAAGCACCAAUGAUAGCCCUCGUAUUCCAGUCAGCAAUAACAGCAGAGGUGAAAGCACUCCCAGUGCAGCCGGCAAUACAUGCACUACAAAUGUGGCAAGAAUUGCACCACUGAAGACCCUGGCGAAUCGAGUCUAUGUGCAUUCUAUCCAGAAAAGCGUUUGCCAGAGGACAAAGAGUUACAAUGCUACAUACAAAAGACAAAGAAGUGUUAACAAUGAAGAAGGCAUCUGCCAGGGAGAUGCACCUGAGAGAGGCAAUGAUGACGGCAGAGGAAGCGUGCCAAAGACUAUUGCUAAGACGCCUGUGUAUCCAAUCUAUGCCCAGUCCCUACACCAGAGUCCAGGCAAGAAGGACGCAAGUAGUAGAAGAUCUCCCCAUAAGAAUGAAAGCUGGAAAGCCAGUAAUAUUGACAACGACUUGAGUGGUACAGCCCAUGGAUCAGACCACCGUAGAAAUCAGAUUUCCACAAUGGGUGAAGUGGAAGCUACCUUGGGUGAGAGGGAAGGUGCCACCAUGGUGUCCAAGAGCCUUGGGCAUCCUCCGUCGGUACAGCACCUUGCUACCUCAGGUGAGAGGGAAGGUGCCACCAUGGUGUCCCAGAGCCUUGGGCAUCCUCUGUCAGUACAGCCCCUUGCUACCUCAGGUGAGAGGGAAGGUGCCACCAUGGUGUCCCAGAGCCUUGUUGGGCAUCCUCCGUCGUUACAGCACCUUGCUACCUCAGGUGAGAGGGAAGGUGCCACCAUGGUGUCCCAGAGCCUUGUUGGGCAUCCUCCGUCGGUACAGCACCUUGUGAAUGGGACUGUGAGUGACAUUAGCAGCUUUGCUCGUGAGAUUGAGAACAACCUGCGUGAACGGAACAGCUGGUUAGGUGUCUAUCCUAUUCCCAUGUAUAGCUCCCUUGAUUCCCAGACUCGUCCCAACAUGCUGCAAUACCCAAUGAACUUCCAGUCUAUGCAUCAGAACAACCUUAGAGUGGACAGUGAAAAUGAUGGCAGCAGCUGCACCAGCAGAACCCAAACUGUGUCAAGGGAUGAUAAUGAAUUGAAUGAUGCAGAGAAGCUGGCUAUUGAGAAGGCUCAGAAUGUUGUGAAGUCUCUUUCAUUGAAGACAUCAUGGAAACCCAAAGAGCAGUUCAAGUGCGAGUCCUGCGACAAGAUCUUCAAGUAUCAAAGUCAACUGAAGCUGCAUGAACUGAAGCACACUGGUGAUCGUCCAUUCCAAUGUGAUGUCUGUACCGAUUCUUUCCGAAGCCGUAACCAACUCACAAAUCAUCACCGGAAACAUUCAGGGGAGAAGCCUUACGUGUGUAAAGUUUGCAACAUGGCGUUUCGCCGAAGCAACCAGCUCAAUGUCCAUGUUCGCCAGCAUUCUGGUAAGCGUACCUUCCAGUGCCAGUAUUGCGAAGAGGCAUUCGCGGAGAAGGGUAGCUUGUGUUCUCACAUGAGAACACAUGCAGGUAUCAAACCGCACAAGUGUGAGGUCUGCGGCAAGGCUUUUAAGAGGCGGAGUCAGAUGACGCCUCACAUGCGUGUGCAUACUGGGGACCAACCAUUCCUGUGCUCCCUGUGUAACCAAGCCUUUAGCCAGAAGGUACACCUACAGUCACACAUGAGGAAACACAGUGGGGAGAAGCCGUAUGAGUGUGAGGUCUGCCACAAGACGUACCGGGAUCAUAGCCAGCUCAAGUCACAUUUCCGGGUGCACACUGGAGAAAAGAAUUACAAGUGCAAACUGUGCCCGCUGGCUUUUAGGUAUCUACCGCAACUUAAAAAACAUUUGAAAUCAUUGCAUGCAGAUGAGGCGCCCGUUACUAGUUCAUAGGUGUUCGUUCGUUCUGAUGAAACCGCUAUGAUACU